Aspergillus aculeatus ATCC 16872 is the source of this 1067-nucleotide messenger RNA. RefSeq names its product DUF1772 domain-containing protein. The coding region runs from base 252 to 785 and encodes 177 amino acids. The record is from RefSeq and is a predicted model, not a curated record. The transcript is spliced from 2 exons. NCBI's taxonomy places the organism in Eukaryota, Fungi, Ascomycota, Eurotiomycetes, Eurotiales, Aspergillaceae.
AAUUGAAGGAGUUCCACACAUUUCAAACACUGCAACUGCUUACAAUGGUCCCACCCUUGCAGGAGAAGCUUUUCUUCAUUUUCUGCUCAUGUCGGGUCGGAUCAUAAGGUUUGAGCAUGUCGUCAUGGAUUUACUGGUGUUGUCCGCUAUAUAAAGGCACCGACAUCUUCUGCUACCUCAUCCCUCUUUCCCCUUAACUUUCCCCUCAUCACCAAAAACCAUCUCUCUCUGAGACAGGACGCACCGACAAAAUGAGCACCUCAACCCCCAGCUUCGCAAUCGCCCAGGCCGUAGGCCUAACCGGCGCCGCCUUCCUAUCCGGCAACAUUUUCUCCCUGAGCCUCAUGGGAGUCCCCCCGCUGAUCGAAGCCCACCACACGGAGAAGAUCCCCCUCUCGACCGUCGUGAAGCAGUGGCGCACCAUCUACACGUACGGCGCGCAGCGCGCCCCGCUCAUCGCCCUCAGCACCGCCUCCACCUUCCUGUACCUGGCUUGGAGCGUGCGCGAGAGCACCCCGCUGAGCCUGAUCACCGCGCGCCACAGCUCCAAGGUCUACGGCCUCGCGGCGGGGUUGACGCUGGGGAUCGUGCCGUUCACCAUCCUGGUGAUGAAGAAGACCAACGAUCGGCUGUCGCAGUGGGCCAAGGUCAAGACCGAGGCGGAGUGGACCCCCGAAGCGGACGCCGAGGUGGAAGGCCUGCUGUGGAGGUGGACCUGGCUGAAUGCCGCCCGGUCGGUGCUGCCGCUGCUCGGUGGCUUGGUGGGAUUGGGGGUGUUUGCUUGAUUUUUCGAUGUCGAAGUAUAUCUAUCUAUACUGGGAGUGGGAAGUGGUUCAAUGCUGUAUAUUAAUGUCGGAGUUAAUGGAGUUGGGAGUUACGAGUUUUAUCGCUCGGACAGAUUUGUGGUAGCUUUUUUAGCCGGUGGACGAGUCUGAUAAGCUUCACGAUAAGGUGUUGGCUUAUCAGGUGUCCGAUAAGCUUCGCUGCCUUGGUGCCUUGUCUGUCUUUGACAUUUGAGGUUCAGAUGCAGUUACUGGACCUGUCUGUAAUUGGAAGACACUUGGGUC